AUCAACCGUCCGAUGCAAUUCCAUGUCAUCAAUCCGCGUGAUAUUUGUUUGGGUUAGCGAAGCGAAGAGACUGGGUAAACCUGGCAGUUUUCACUAUUUUUCCCGAAUUUUCAAAAUCUUCAGAAAAAAAUUGGUUCAGUUUUCGGAUUUGAAAGAUGAAAGUAACAGAGGAAUUGAAGAAGAAGCAAGUGGAGGAAAACGAGAUAAUCGUUUUGAGUGAGAAUGUUAAAGAAGAUGACGGAGAAGACAGUGAAAAUUAUGAGUACGGUGAAGAAGAAAUCGAAUAUGAAGAAGGUGUUGGAGGUGAAGUUGCACGUGUUGAUUACGAUGUUGAUGACGAUGAUGAUGAUGAUGACAGCGACUCUGAUGAUUAUGUAGAUGAAACUGACGACGACGAUGACGAUGAUUUUGAAGACGACGAUGACGACUAUGAUGAUGAGGAUGAGGAUGAUGAAGAAGAAGAAGAAGAAGAAGAAGAAGAAGAAGAGGAACAGCCACAACCUCGGCCAGAGCAGCAGGGCCAAGUGCCUCCAGUUUAUGAUCGGUUUAUGUUGAGCUGUCUGAAUUUUGUCCAAGAUAUCUGCAACACUCUGCAGAUGCCGAUUCCCUCUAAUUUCGAUCAGUCGUCCGACAUGUGGGCUGCUGCUCAGCGUCAUAGAGAGAUGCAUCCACCUCAGCUAUACCAACAAUUUGAUGGGAAUUGGGAGCGGUUUCAGCAGUUUCAGCAGGAACAACUGACAAAGUUUCAAGAAAGGCAGCUGCAAAUGCGACAACUGUUUAUUCAGCAAUACCAAGUAGCUGUUGAUCAGCAUCAGCUUCCUCCUCAGCAACAGCAUGAUGAAUUAUCUGAUAACAUGUUUGAUGCUGUUGUUUAUGACCAUCAGCACCGCCAGGAUCAGGAUUGAUUUGGGUGGAUCAUCCUGAAUUUUUUAUCUUUAUCUUAUUUUUGUUUUUCUUAUUUCCUUUUUCGUUUGAGUUUUAGGGUCUGUUUGGUUGGGGAGUGUUGGUUUCAUAUCUAGGAGAGGAGGAGAGCAAAAUCUCUCCUAUGACCAUUUUUUGAUUUGAAGGAGAUGGAAUGUGUGCUAUUUAAAUUUUCAUUACAUUGACAAUACUACCCUCAAUCUAGUGUUAAAAUGCAUCAUUAUCUUUUUAAUUUUA
Molecule: messenger RNA, 1158 nt
Organism: Trifolium pratense (red clover)
Lineage: Eukaryota; Viridiplantae; Streptophyta; Magnoliopsida; Fabales; Fabaceae
Product: probable serine/threonine-protein kinase kinX
Exons: 2
Coding region: 156-905 (249 amino acids)
Source: RefSeq, a predicted model, not a curated record